AUGCCGAUUUGCAGGACUUUGUUCAUUGUUUCGCUUUGGGCGAUACAAGUAUUGGGUCUUAAACAGCUUCCAAAAAGGACAGCGGCUUCCAUCUCAUAUAAUGAAACAUCGACGAGUUCGGAGCCGGCAACCAUAACAUCUUCCGUUGUUAGUUUGGAAUGCUGCUAUCUUUCAUCUUUCGAAGUUGGUCAGGUUCUGUGGUAUUCCAAAAGUAUCGAUAUCAUUGUAGCGACAGUCUCUACUGUCGUGUACAAGUAUGACAACACCGCUAUUACAGAAACCCUGACUAUAUCUACAAACUCUACAGCGCCAAUAAGAUCCAUAACACGAUCGUCCAUCAAUGGCCUUCCUACAACAAUUAUUGGGACUGGCCUAGGAAUUUACCAAGCCGAGACAACAUUCAUUCAUGGAACCGCUUUCACUGACCCGUACGGAACAGUGUAUGAGUCGCCGACACCUGUUUGGGUCUACACAGAUGUAAUAUAUGCAACCGCGCUACCAAAGUUAAAGCAGAGCGCAUAUGCAUGCCCUAAUCCGAGUGAUAUCAAGAGCUCAUCCGGCAAGGAAAUAUCUCCUUACCCAUCAGGAUUUUUUCUUGCCGACAAUAACCCUCAAUAUAGCUGGAACUCACCAGGGGCUAUUUCGACAACAUUACCUACACAAUUGCGUAAUUGGAUGGUUAGUUAUGCUGCAGCAGACACAGAAAAUACCCUGACAAAUCUCGGUAAUUGUGGACUAGGUGCUGGACGAGGUGUACCUACCGCCUAUGUUCCCUACAAUGAAGUCACAGCUACUAUUACCACUACUUCCACUAUGUAUGGGGAUUUUGGUAUUGGCUUCGUUGCAAGCCUGACUAAUCAAUUAACUGAAAUCGCAUCAUCUACAUCAACAGCUACCACUCCAAUCAAAACUAUUACUCGCUCAACCGCCAGAACCUCUAUCAUUACAAUUACAAGAAUAGCCGAUACUUCAAGAACAUCUCAAACUUCAAGUAUACAAACAAUAGUUGCAACAGUAAAAGCAGCCCUCAUAAACACAAUCACGUCAGCAGCAUCUACGACAAUUUCUUCUGUUUCCCAAAGCUCGAGUACUACUGACCAUGUAAUUGUGGGUUCCGAAUUGAUUACGCAAAAUGAAUCGGUGAUUGCGACAGGAACGGGCAGUGGUGUGAGUACAGCUAUGGUAAAAGGGGGAAGUUUACCGAAAAUUGUGGUGGUUAUGGAUUGGGCUAGUACGAGCACCUCAGGAGUGGAGGGGAGUACGCAGACGGCAACUGGCACAGCACAAGCGUUGACGGAUAGUACGGUGCCGGGCGUGGUCCAGAAUUCGAGUAAUUCCGGAGGAACUGUAGUGAGAAAAGCUGAUGUUGGGAUUUUGUGGGUUGGCAGUGUGGUUUUGGCAGGAUUGGUCGGGGUCUUGGGUGGGUAG
Molecule: messenger RNA, 1428 nt
Organism: Sclerotinia sclerotiorum 1980 UF-70
Lineage: Eukaryota; Fungi; Ascomycota; Leotiomycetes; Helotiales; Sclerotiniaceae
Exons: 2
Coding region: 1-1428 (475 amino acids)
Source: RefSeq, a predicted model, not a curated record